Molecule: messenger RNA, 1314 nt
Organism: Cyphellophora attinorum
Lineage: Eukaryota; Fungi; Ascomycota; Eurotiomycetes; Chaetothyriales; Cyphellophoraceae
Product: Para-nitrophenol 4-monooxygenase
Exons: 3
Coding region: 1-1314 (437 amino acids)
Molecular function (GO): FAD binding
Source: RefSeq, a predicted model, not a curated record
AUGCCGGACGACUUCAAGCCAUGGGCGAUAGUCGUGGGCGCUGGACCGUCUGGUCUGCUCCUCGCCCUCAUGCUAGCAAAGCGCAACAUCCCAGUCCUCGUUCUUGAAGGCUCAGCAGUUCUAGACGACUCACCUCGCGCUGCAUACUACGGUCCUCCAGCAGUACAAGAGCUUGGCCGAGCAGGCGUGCUGGAGGAAAUCCGCGCUCAAGGCUUCGACCCGAUCAUCACUUGUUGGCGAAAACUGGAUGGGACAUAUCUUGCUGGUUGGGAUUGCUCAGUGGUCAAGGACGACUUCGACAGGCUAGCGUGUAUGCCGCUUGCACAAUUGGAUCAGUUGCUCUACCGACAUGCCACCGCUCAGCCGAAUGUGAAGGUGCUAUUCAACCACAAAUGUGUAGACGUUGUGCAGGACGAGGACAAGGCGUGGGUGGAGGCAGAAACAGAAGAGGGAAUCAAGCGGUUCGAGGCCCAGUAUGUCAUUGGCUGUGACGGAGCAUCAAGCACGGUGCGAAAGAAGAUGUUCCCAGGAGAGCGAGGGUCUGACUUCCCCGGCUGGACUUGGGACAAGCAGGUCGUUGCAACCAAUGUCCGCUACCCAUUCGAGAAACUCGGCUACGAAGAUGUCCAAUUCAUCAUUCACCCCGAGCACUGGCACAUGGUCGCCCGACUCACGAAAGAAGCAGAUGGAUCCGGCUGGUGGCGGUGCAGUUACGGCGAGCUCUCCGGCCUGACACGCGAAGAGCUGAUCGCCAGGCAACCAAUGAAGUUCGAAGCCAUGCUGCCGGGUCGGCCUAAGCCAGGCGAAUACGAGCUUGCUGCCAUCAAUCCUUACAAGAUUCACCAAAGACUCGUCGAGAAGUUGAGGAUUGGCAGGAUUUGUUUAGCUGCUGAUGCGGCGCAUCUAUGCAACCCCUUCGGCGGCCUCGGCCUCACCGGCGGCAUUGUCGACGUCGGCUCCCUCUACGACUGCCUCGCCGGCAUCUACGAGAACAAAGCCGACCCCUCCAUCCUCGACCUCUACUCAGACGUUCGCCGCGAAAAGUACAAGACGAUCGUGGAUGUGGUCUCGCAGAGCAACAUCAGGAGAUUGUUUGAUCAGGAUCCGGAUAAGGCGCUGGAGAAUGAUGAGUUCUUGAGGACGUUGAAGGAAAAUGAGGGCAAUGUGGAGAAGCAGAGGGAGCUGUUGAGGGCGAGUCGUGCGCUGACUUAUGAUUUCACGCAGCAUUACAAGACUGCCACGAAGCCGGAAGAGAGGGUAAAUGAGAAGGUGCCAGAGAUGGCAGUGCAGGCUGUUGGUGUCGAGGCUGCUUGA